AUGGCGAAACUUCAUCCAUCACACUGUCGUGGCCACUCCGUUAUAAAGAUAAUACGGAGUAACUUGUUAGUUAUACUUAUGCUGAUGGCAAUGCUAAUUGGAAUCGGUCUCGGCUGUUUGAUAAGAACCUGCUGUGCACCAUUGGACAAUAGAACCAUUGUAUAUCUGAAGUUCCCAGGAGACAUUAUGCUUAACACACUUCGGAUGGUAUCUGUGCCUCUUGUCGUCUCCAGUAUCAUUUCGUCUCUAGCCUCGCUCUCGAUGAGGACUUCCGGUAGUAUUGGACUGAAGGCACUAGUGUACUAUCUACUUACCACGGUAUGUGCCGUUAUUACUGGUACUUUGGGCAUUGUAAUGAUCUCUGACAGAAAAUCAAUUGCAGAAGAAGCGACAGAGAUAGCUAAUGACAUUCACCAAUUAGAUUCAUUUUUGGAUAUGAUGAGAAAUGCUUUUCCGGAUAAUCUGGUGAAAGCGACAUUUUCAAAGAAACAGUCGUUAUUGUCUACUGUAGAUGUCUAUGAUGAAGAUAUAUCUGGAAGAAAUACGUCAAGUAACAUGACGACCAAGGAAACCUUAAAAAUCACAUCUGUUUCUGGAACCAACAUGCUUGGAUUAAUCGUGGUCUCCAUCUUUAUCGGAUGUCUUUUGUCUAAAAUGGAAGCAAAGGGCAAACCUCUAGUAGACUUCUUCCAAAGUAUUUACCAGGUCAUGAUGCGGUUGAUACUGAUAUUUCUUUGGUUUACUCCGAUCGGACUGACAUUUCUGAUAGCUGUGGCUGUAGUACAGAUAGACAGACCAUCGGAAACCCUUCAAGAGUUUGCCGUGUUUAUCUCAGCAGUUGUGUUUUGUUUCCUGCUUCACGGCUUUGGUACAGUGUCGAUCCUGUAUUUUAUCGUGACAAGAAAAAAUCCAUAUGUUUUCUUACGAAACAUGUCAAAGGCACUUCUAACAGCAUUUGGAUCGACUUCAAGUGCAGCAGCUCUGCCCUUCACAAUGGAUUGUCUAAUAAACAAGAACAGGGUCAACAGUCGUGUCGUUAACUUCAUUGCUCCGAUAGGGGCCACAAUCAACAUGGACGGAAUAGCACUUUACAUUCCAAUGCUGACCAUUUUCAUUUCCCACCGAAUAGGGUUGAGCUUGGAUCCUGCACGUUAUGUUAUAAUUGGGUUGUCAGCUAUUGGAGUAUCUAUAGGAGCCGCAGGUAUUCCGGGAGCGGGACUAAUGUACAUGACAGUAGCCGCCAUCGCUGUUGGUCUUCCUCCAGACCAAGUUCUCAUCACUGCUCCGUUUGAUUGGAUAUUUGCACAAUUUCGGACAAUGAUCAACGUCUCUGGAGAUUCAUUUGGGGCCGGCAUCGUCGAACAUUUAAGCUAUUCCUUACUGACACAUAACAAAGCAGAUACGGUGAAUGAAACUGAAGAGAUGUUUGAGGUCGAGGAGGAAGAAACUAAUUUAGUUUGA
Messenger RNA from Ylistrum balloti, 1461 nucleotides. RefSeq names its product excitatory amino acid transporter 1-like. Gene Ontology annotation, molecular function: neutral L-amino acid transmembrane transporter activity; glutamate:sodium symporter activity; L-glutamate transmembrane transporter activity. The transcript is spliced from 8 exons. Gene Ontology annotation, cellular component: plasma membrane. The record is from RefSeq and is a predicted model, not a curated record. NCBI's taxonomy places the organism in Eukaryota, Metazoa, Mollusca, Bivalvia, Pectinida, Pectinidae. Gene Ontology annotation, biological process: L-glutamate transmembrane transport. Bases 1 to 1461 code for a protein of 486 amino acids.